AUGUCAGAAGACAAGAUAGAUCGCAAACUAGAGGAAGCCGUCGAGGCCGACGUGCAGUCCUGUCCCGUGGAGCCCCUUGCGCCACAAGGCCUCCAGCGCCGACUGAACAACCGCCAAACCCAACUCCUCGCCAUCGGAGGGUCGAUAGGCACCGCUCUGUUCAUCAGCAUCGGCAACGGGCUCGCCGCCGGGGGCCCCGGCAGCCUGCUGGUAGCCUACACCCUGUAUGCGCUCGUAAUUGGAUGUAUCAACAACUGCGUAGCGGAGAUGACGGUCCUGCAGCCCGUGUCCGGCGGCUUCAUCCGGCUCGCCGGAAAAUGGGUCGACGACGCCCUGGGGUUCAUGGUGGGCUGGAACUUCUUCUUCUACGAGGCGCUGAUGAUCCCCUACGAGAUAACCGCCAUCAACCUGGUGCUGGGCGUAAUCAACUUCCUCGCCGUGCGCGCCUACGGCGAGGCCGAAUUCUGGCUCUCGAGCGGCAAGAUCCUGCUGAUCUUCACCCUCAUCUUCUUCACCUUCAUCACCAUGGUGGGCGGCAACCCGCAGCACGACGCCUACGGCUUCCGGUACUGGCGCCACCCCAGCGCCUUCGCCGAAUACCGCCACUCAGGCAAUACUGGCCAGUUGGAGGGCUUCCUCGCCGCCCUCUGGUCGGCAGCCUUCACCAUCGUCGGACCGGAGUACAUCUCCAUGUCAGCGGCGGAAGCGCAGCGGCCGCGCACCGUCGUGAAAGCCGCCUUCAAGACCAUCUACUGGCGUUUCGGGCUGUUCUUCGUGCUCGGCGCGACCUGCGUCGGCAUCGUCGUCCCCUGGACGGACCCCACCCUCCAAGCCAUCCUGCACGGCCAGAGCAGCGCCAGCGGGGCCGCCGCCUCGCCGUACGUGAUCGCGAUGGCCAACCUCCAGAUCACAGGUCUCCCGCACCUCGUCAAUGCCCUCCUGAUCACCUCCAUCUUCUCCGCGGGCAACACACUGACCUACUGCGCCACGCGCUCCCUGUACGGCCUCGCCAUUGAAGGCCGCGCGCCCCGCGUGCUCACCAAGACCCGGAACGGCGUGCCCGUCUACGCCUUCGGGGUCGUCAUCUGCUUUCCCUUCCUCUCGUUCCUCCAGCUGUCGAACAGCUCCGCCAAGGUACUCAACCUGCUAGUCUCGCUCAUGACGGCGGGCGCCCUGAUCGACUUCCUGGUCAUGUGCAUCACCUACCUGCAAUUCUACCGCGCGUGCAAGGUGCAGGGCCUCGAUCGCGGGACCUUGCCGUAUGUCGGGUGGGGUCAGCCGUACUGCGCGUGGGUCGGGGUGGUGGCGAUGGUGUUCGUGCUGCUCGGCUCCGGGUAUACCGCGUUCGCGCCGUGGGAUGUCCAGACGUUCUUUGAGAAUUAUACCAUGCAGCUGGUGGCGCCAGUGCUGUUUUUCGGGUGGAAGUGGGCGAAGGGGACUACACUGCUCAAACCGGAGGAGGUGGAUUUGGUGUGGGAGGCGCCGGCGGUGGAUGCGUACGAGGCGAGCUUUGAGGAGCCCAUGCCUGGGUUUUGGGAGGAGGUGGUUGGGUUGGUGUGGCGGAGGGGGAGGGGGAGGGGGAGGGGGGACCAAGGUUGA
Messenger RNA from Aspergillus aculeatus ATCC 16872, 1599 nucleotides. RefSeq lists its product as uncharacterized. NCBI's taxonomy places the organism in Eukaryota, Fungi, Ascomycota, Eurotiomycetes, Eurotiales, Aspergillaceae. Gene Ontology annotation, molecular function: amino acid transmembrane transporter activity. Gene Ontology annotation, biological process: amino acid transmembrane transport. The transcript is spliced from 2 exons. Gene Ontology annotation, cellular component: membrane. The record is from RefSeq and is a predicted model, not a curated record. Bases 1 to 1599 code for a protein of 532 amino acids.